Molecule: messenger RNA, 6186 nt
Organism: Pimephales promelas (fathead minnow)
Lineage: Eukaryota; Metazoa; Chordata; Actinopteri; Cypriniformes; Leuciscidae
Gene: tbc1d4
Product: TBC1 domain family, member 4
Source: RefSeq, a predicted model, not a curated record
GCGCGCGGGCGUUCAAGUGAACGCCUCUCAUGUGGCUGCUGCGGCCACUCCUCCUGGAACAACAGCACUCUCUGUUCUCCAACGCCGUUAAAUGACACAAUAAUAACCCAUAAAAAAGUGAUGUGCAGCGACUUUAAAGGACUCCAGCUGAUCUGCAACUUGACACAUGACGUUUGUCCGCGGCGAAGACCACAAUCCGAGGCGUCGGGACUCAAGAAAUCUGCAGGAAUAAGACGCGCAGUUGUGUAUUGACACUCUGGGGCAAAUCGUUUAACUUUAUAUAUGGAUGUUUAGCUUCGAGUGGAAGUUUUUUUUAUUUUUAAACAGUGAUAUGACCUUGGAAUAAAAGCCUCGGUGCACCUUAAAAGCAAGUAUUAUUAUAGCUGCAAGUAUUAUUGUAGCGUGAGCUCUUCAGGACACACGAUCCUCACGCACUUUUGCUUAAAGCGUGAUGAUCAUUAUAGGCUACCAUUAACGUGCGAGGAGAUGUUUCCAGUUGCUUUCACAUAGCCUACUGACCGAUGCCUGUAUUCAUUUAGGCAUUUAGUGGUAUAACGGCAUAGAGUUGUUGCACAAAGCAACUAAGUCUUUGUCCCGGGGCCCUUGGAGAGAUGGAGGGACAGGAUGGCAAAGGGAAUAAUAAUAAUAAUGACGGUAAUCAAAAGGCAGACAAGAGGUUUGCGCUGUGUUACAUGGGCUGGUCGUCUCUGGACAGCCGAACCACGCUGCCCAUGCUCCCGUGGCUGGUGGCGGAGAUCCGGAGGAAAAGUGAGAAGAACGAGCCCGGACCCGCACAGGCCAGAGAAGUCCAGCUGACUCUCUCGCCCUCUCUGAUCCGCUGCGUCCCCUCAAACAGCAGCAACCCGUCCGUGUUCAUAUUCGAACACAAAGCACAGUUUAUAUCCAGGUUUAUCCACAAUAGCCAUGACUUGUCUUAUUUUGCCUACCUUAUCAGAAGUCAACCAGAGAACCCAGAGUCUGAGAUGGCAUGCCAUGUGUUCAAAGCAUGCGAUCCAAAUCAGGUGCCUGAGGUUAUUAGCAGCAUUAGACAGGUGUCCAAGGCUGCACUUAAGGAGGAAAGCAAGCCCAAGCAAGAUAGUGAUGAGUCUUUCUACAACUCCCAGAAGUUUGAAGUACUUUACUGUGGAAAAGUGACUGUCAACUACAAGAAAGCGCCUUCAACUUUAAUUGACGACUGCAUUGAUAAAUUCCGCCAACACGAGAUUGAACGCAAGCGUCUGCGGCUCCUCAGUGGCCAGCGUAGCUCCACCGAAGCCCCCGUAGAGUUCAUCAUGGGUGACGACCCUCUUAGCUCCUCCCUCUGCGAAGUUGACGAACCCGAGGCAGAACAUGGCUCGAUUGAGGAAGACCUGUCUGAGUUGGCAAAUGGGAAACUGGCCUUGACCAACUCUUCCAGUACAGGCAGCUUGCGAGGGGCCUUUCCUGAGUGCAUUUUGGAGGACUCGGGAUUUGGGGAGCAGCAGGAGAUUCGUACGCGCUGUAAUAGCCUCGCGGGUGGCCUGCAGAAAAAGCCCAGAGAGACUGGCAAGGGGUCAACGCGUAGGAGACAUGCUAGCGCGCCCAAUAACGUGCAGCCUACUGAUGCUGACAAGAAUCGUACAAUGCUGUUCCAGGUUGGACGGUUUGAAGUGAAUCUCAUCAGCCCUGAAACCAAAACUGUGGUUCUGGAGAAGAAUUUUAAGGACAUCUCAUCCUGUUCCCAGGGUGUUAAACAGACAGAUCACUUUGGCUUUAUUUGUCGGGAUGUGGAGGUGUCUGGCCCAGCCCAGUAUGUGUGUUACGUGUUCCAGUGCGCUAGUGAGUCUCUGGUGGAUGAAGUAAUGCUCACCCUAAAACAAGCCUUUACCACAGCAGCAGCUAUGCAGAGCUCCAAGAACCAAAUCAAACUGUGCGAGGCUUGUCCAAUGCACGACUUGCACAAGCUCUGUGAGAGAAUUGAAGGCUUGUAUCCUCCCAGGGCGAAACUAGCCAUUCAGAAGUACCUUUCACAACUGAGCGACAACGAGCAGGUGAACAUAUUUGAACGGGUGCAGAAAAUGAAGCCAGCAUCUGAUCAAGAAGAAAACGAGCUUGUGAUUCUUCACCUCCGACAGUUGUGUGAGACCAAGCAGAAAUCUCAUGUUCAUAUUGGAGAAGUCUCACAGCAGAAUGCUUCUGGCAGCACUCUGACCUCUGAUAACUCCACUGCGGGCCGCAAUAAACUAGACUUGUUGAAGAACAAAGCCCGGAGUUCUUUGACGAGCUCCCUGGAGAACAUCUUAUCACGGGGAGCCAGCCGUAUGCGAAUGCGUCUGGGCAGUAUGGGAAGCUUUGACCGCGGCGACUCUCCUGGUGACUCCCCACCUGGGACUCCACCCAGUUACCUUGAGGACGACCCAGAUGCCCCGCAGUUCCGUCGCCGGGCACACACCUUCAGCCACCCGCCCAUCAAGAAGAAGAUCUCCUUCACUGAGGUUUCAUCCCAGGCCUGUAAGGCUCCACUGCGCCGGCAGCAGUCUUUGGCCCCAGAGCUGCUGCAGAGCAGCACUGUUGGUAUCUCAAGAGUGCGCAGUGUCUCUGAGAGUGACUCCUACUUCAGUCUCUCGUCCUCCUUCCACACCCCCACUUUCCUGAAAAGCUUUUACCAAGGCUCCCUUGGCUCACUGGCCUCCCUGUCGGACAGCGGGAGUCUUAAGAGUGGUAAUGGGGAGGGCAGGAAGAGGUCUCUGUCAGGCUGUAGCACCGAUUCUUUGACCUUGGUGCCUCCACGCAGAGUUUCUUGGCGCCAGAAGAUUUUCCUGAGGGUAGCGUCACCCAUGAACAAACCCUCCGCCUCUAUGCAAAACGUGGACCACAUGGAUGGCCGGGAGCUGCUGCCACUUUCUCCUCGGGCUUUGAACCAGGAUCAAGACUCUCAGGCCAGCCCUCUGUCCCCAGAGCAGGGCUUUGGUGGAGAGAAGUGCCGGCGUUGCCCAGCUGACUACAGGGCCCUGUGGAAGAAAGCUAUCCACCAACAGAUUUUGCUCAUCCGCAUGGAGAAAGAGAACCAGCGUCUGGAAGCCAGCCGUGAUGAAUUGCACAUUCGUAAAAUGAAGCUGGACUACCCGGAAGUGUGUCCGUGCUCCAAAGAUUUGCUGGCCCUGUGGGACAAAAAGUUGAGCAGCCCCUGCCGCACUAAAGUACAGUGGGACAAAGAAGAGAUCAACAGUGCCGUCUGCCAGGGUGUCCCCAAAAGUCGGCGAGGUGAGGUGUGGCUCCUCCUCUUCCAGCAGUAUCGUCUGCGUCACCGUCUGCCGCAGCGGCAGCAGUCUCCUGAAACGCCUUAUCAGGAUCUCCUCAAGCAGCUCACAGCACAGCAGCACGCCAUCCUUGUCGACCUCGGCCGGACAUUCCCAACGCACCAGUAUUUCAGUGCUCAGCUGGGAGCUGGACAGCUGUCUCUGUACAAUCUCCUGAAGGCCUACUCCCUGCUGGACACGGAGGUGGGCUACUGCCAGGGCAUCAGUUUUGUGGCCGGUUUGCUACUGUUGCAUAUGAGCGAGGAACAGGCUUUCGACACCCUCAAGUUCCUCAUGUACGAUCUGGGCAUUCGUCGGCAGUACCGUCCCGACAUGAUCUCCCUGCAGAUCCAGAUGUACCAGUUGUCCCGUCUGCUGCAUGACUAUCACCGUAACCUGUAUACUCACCUGGAGGAGCACGAGAUCUGCCCCAGCCUGUACGCCGCACCGUGGUUCCUCACUCUCUUCGCCUCUCAGUUCCCGCUCGGCUUUGUUGCGCGCAUAUUUGACCUCCUGUUUGUCCAAGGCACAGAGGUGAUCUUUAAGGUGGCCUUGUGUUUGCUGAGCAACCACGAGGGGGAGAUACUGGAGUGUGACUGCUUUGAAAGUAUUGUGGACUACCUUAAAUCCACCAUCCCCAACCUCACUCACAGCCAAAUGGAAGAGACGAUCAACAAGGCGACUGAAAUGGACAUCUCCAAGCAGCUGCACGCAUAUGAAGUGGAGUACCACGUCCUGCAGGAUGAGCUGUCAGACGCUCCUCCUCCAUCAGAGGAGUCUGAUAGGCUGGAUAAACUGGAGAAAUCCAAUGCCCAGCUCAAGAAACAGAACAUGGACUUGCUAGAGAAACUGCAGGCGGCUCGUUUGAAAAUUCAGACAUUGGAGAGCAGCGUGGAGAGUUUCCUGUCACGAGAGAGCAAGAUGAAGCACCUGAUCCGCUCUCUGGAACAGGAGAAAGCUUCCUACCAGAAGACCAUUGAGCGCAUGCGUAGCAGUUUGCCAUCAGAAGCCAUAGCCGAGGUGGAGAUGACACAGCUCAAGUCCAGCAAUAAUGGGAAAGCCAAAGCUGCCUGUAAAAAGCCUUGAAUGGCCGUCCUACUGAGUCCGACUGAUGCAUCAUAUCGGUACAUCAGUAGUGUUAGUCAGCUUCUUCCUCUAUGUUCCCAUCAUGCUUCACCUCUGAUGGCCUAAUUCAAUUUUUACAUUUGAGAAAUGGGAGCGUUUGACACUCUGCGGCUGCACUUAAACUUGAAAACAACACGGAAGUGUUUUCCUUUCCAAAGAGCAGCACGACUAGUCCACGUAUAUGCCGUGUUGCAUCGUGGCUUUGUGCUCACUGUGAAGAUUUUUUUGACCUGGCACUCCAAACCUGGAGUUUGGAGGAAACCAAAUAUUUACCAUGUCGACCUUUUGCUUAAAGUGCUUCACCUAAAGUGCAAGCAGGAAGUGAAACCAUCUGCUGCUGGGUUUCCUCUGCAACUUACAAACAGUCCUGCUGUCCAGACUUCCUAGCUUGAGCUCAUGGGCAUCAAGCGAAUCACUGUCUGAAGACAUGAAGAGUUUCUUGUCUUUACACCCUCAUCUUUAUUAUUGCACAGCAUUUCUGUGUGUGCAAUGAGGAAGUAUGCCUGAAAAACAUUGUGCUGGAUCCUAUGCCAUAAAUAUAUGUGCAUGUAAUCAUUCAAACACUGUGGAUAAUAAAUCCAAAAAUCCUGUGAGGAUUUUACUAUUGAUUUUGUCAUACAUUUUUUUUUUUUUUUAUAUUACAGGUUUUACUUGAUGUUAGUUCAUCUGGGCCUAAAGAUGAUGCAUUGUGUUAAACUGCCUGUUGGUAGCUAAAUAAGACUAUAUAUACAGCAGUGGUUCUCAAUUCCAGUAUUCGGGACCCACUGCUCUGCACAUUUUGUAUGUCUCUCUUAUCUGACACACUCAGUUCAGUUCAUUGAGUCUAUCCUAACGAGCUGAGGAUCUGAAUCAGGUGUGUUAAAUAAGGGAGACAUACAAAAUGUGCAGAGCAGUUGGUCCCGAGGACUAGAGUUGAGAAUGAAACAAUGAGCAGAACAGUUAUAUAGGAUUAUCUACUUGAACACUCAUUCUUGUUUGUCUGUCUUCAAAUUGUUUUGAUGGUUCAAUGAAUGAAUCACAGUUGUAGUAAGAUGGUAAAACUCUUCGGUAAAGCGCAGUGUUCGCAAACUUAAUCAAGAGCUUCUUUCUGCUACUUUAUGCUUGUGUGAAUAUAUGUCAAAAGUGGCAUAUUAAGAAGUGUUACUGCUGGGCUGGUGGUGGUUACCAGUGGUGCGUAAAAUAUGUCUAAUCUUUAUUCUAGAUAGUGGUUUUUGAUUGUUUUUAGAUAGUUUUCUUGGAUCUCUUUUAAAAAAAAUACAUUUCUGUUACAUUGUGGAUUAAAAAGACGUGCAUCUCUUUAGAGAGAGUGGAAACAUGCACAUGUUUAUCCAAGGGCUGCAAAUAAAUCGCCUGUUCAGAGAAGGUACAUGCCAGCAAUGCUUCUGCACCAAAGUUUAACAGUGUGAAGGACGGGGGAGAAAGAGCGCAGUCACAUUGUCCAACUUUUCAAUAUUUCUCAGUGAUAUCAUGUCUUCAUACAGAAAAAGAAAAACAUAAAGCAAAUGUUCUGAUGGUGCGUUUGAUACAUCAUACUUUUCAUACUUUACAUUGUGUGCCAAAACCAUUACCCUCACUUUUCCAUUAUCACAUGCCGCUGUUACUUUUCAGCACAACAUUCAACACAAAGAUUCUGAGUUUUCUUGGACUUCAUUCAUUUCAGAUUUACUUUUGUUUUCAAUGGAUCUUUGUUCAUCAUUGAAAGUGUGUGUACUGACAGUGUCUCGUGAUUGUUCCUUUUGAGUUGUCAGUCCUCCAUACUCCAUUAAAACUCCAAUGUUUUAUA